Condylura cristata (star-nosed mole) is the source of this 12350-nucleotide messenger RNA. It is a transcript of the gene MYO9A, whose product is annotated as myosin IXA. The coding region runs from base 472 to 8139 and encodes 2555 amino acids. The record is from RefSeq and is a predicted model, not a curated record. The transcript has 42 exons. NCBI's taxonomy places the organism in Eukaryota, Metazoa, Chordata, Mammalia, Eulipotyphla, Talpidae. Gene Ontology annotation, molecular function: protein binding; microfilament motor activity; ATP binding. Gene Ontology annotation, cellular component: myosin complex. Gene Ontology annotation, biological process: positive regulation of GTPase activity; intracellular signal transduction.
GUGCGCGGGUUCGGGGGCGCGCGGGCCGGAGCGAACGAGGGACGCGGCGGCGGUUGGCGGUGGUUGUUGAUUUCAGGUCCCACGGUGAGAGGCGCCUGAGGAGGCGUCCGCAGCGGCGGCAGCCGCGGCCGAGGCGGCGUUCCAAAUCGUGCUCUCCGGGAGGGGUGCGGCGGGGGAUGUGCCUGCCCCGGCCGGGCGGAGUCUCGCUGACAGGGCGGGGGAUGCGGGGCGGCCGCUGGCCUGGACCCUGAGGCAGCUGGGCCCACCCUGUCCGGAACCGUCCGACCCUUGGUGGCCUCGUCUUCUGCUGCCUCCUCCGGCCUGAUCCUGGAUCCAAGGGUGGGAGGCGUUUUCCGCCGAAGAGGAGGGGGCCGUGGUGGCCACCGCGGCGGCGCCCGAGUUCUUCUGCCAUGAAAAUGAGUUGCAUAAUUUUGAAUACAUACUAUCCAUGCUGAUGGGACAGGAUCCAAUAUGAAUAUAAAUGAUGGGGGAAGACGACGCUUUGAGGAUAAUGAACACACACUACGAAUAUAUCCUGGGACAAUUUCAGAAGGGACAAUCUAUUGUCCAAUUCCUGCCAGAAAAAACUCUACGGCUGCUGAGGUGAUUGACUCUCUUAUAAACAGACUUCAUCUUGAUAAAACAAAAUGUUAUGUUCUAGCAGAGGUAAAGGAAUUUGGUGGAGAGGAAUGGAUCCUCAAUCCAACAGACUGUCCAGUUCAGCGAAUGAUGUUGUGGCCCCGAAUGGCUCUGGAAAAUCGCCUGAGUGGAGAGGACUACCGCUUUCUUCUGAGAGAAAAGAACCUUGAUGGCUCAAUCCAUUAUGGUAGUCUUCAGUCAUGGCUACGGGUAACAGAAGAACGUCGCAGGAUGAUGGAACGGGGUUUUCUUCCACAGCCUCAACAGAAAGACUUUGAUGACUUAUGUAGCUUACCAGAUUUGAAUGAGAAAACUCUCCUAGAAAACCUACGAAAUCGUUUUAAGCAUGAAAAAAUUUAUACCUAUGUUGGCAGUAUUCUUAUAGUUAUUAACCCAUUCAAAUUUCUUCCUAUUUAUAACCCCAAAUAUGUUAAAAUGUAUGAUAACCAUCAACUAGGAAAACUUGAGCCCCACAUUUAUGCUGUGGCUGAUGUAGCCUAUCAUGCCAUGCUGCAGCACAAGAAGAAUCAGUGCAUUGUGAUUUCCGGAGAGAGUGGUUCUGGGAAGACUCAAAGCACAAACUUUCUUAUUCAUCACCUUACUGCUCUCAGUCAGAAAGGAUUUGCCAGUGGAGUAGAACAAAUCAUUCUUGGAGCUGGGCCAGUACUUGAGGCCUUUGGAAAUGCAAAGACAGCUCAUAAUAACAAUUCAAGUCGUUUUGGGAAGUUUAUUCAAGUAAAUUACCAAGAAACAGGCACUGUACUUGGUGCCUAUGUUGAAAAAUAUCUACUGGAGAAGUCCAGGCUUGUUUAUCAGGAACAUAAUGAACGGAACUAUCAUGUUUUUUAUUACCUCCUGGCAGGAGCAAGUGAAGAAGAGAGGUUAGCAUUCCAUCUUAAACAGCCAGAAGAAUAUCAUUAUCUCAAUCAGAUAACAAAGAAACCCCUCAGACAGAGCUGGGAUGAUUAUUGCUAUGACUCUGAGCCGGAUUGCUUUAUGGUGGAAGGGGAAGAUUUGAGGCAUGACUUUGAACGUUUACAGCUCGCCAUGGAAAUGGUGGGAUUUCUUCCCAGGACACGAAGACAGAUUUUCUCUCUUCUCUCAGCAAUACUACACUUGGGCAAUAUCUGUUAUAAAAAGAAGACAUACCGGGAUGACUCCAUAGAUAUCUGUAAUCCUGAAGUUCUGCCUGUUGUCUCAGAAUUAUUAGAAGUUAAAGAAGAGAUGCUGUUUGAAGCAUUAGUUACAAGGAAGACUAUGACAGUGGGAGAAAAGCUUGUUUUACCGUAUAAACUUGCAGAGGCUGUGACAGUGAGGAAUUCCAUGGCUAAGUCUUUAUAUAGUGCCCUGUUUGACUGGAUAGUUUUUCGGAUUAAUCAUGCACUUCUGAAUAGUAAAGAUCUCGAACAAAAUACCAAGACUUUGUCUAUUGGUGUUCUUGAUAUUUUUGGGUUUGAAGAUUAUGAAAAUAACAGCUUUGAACAAUUCUGUAUUAAUUUUGCUAAUGAACGUUUACAACAUUACUUUAACCAGCAUAUCUUUAAACUGGAGCAAGAGGAAUAUAGAACUGAAGGUAUCAGCUGGCACAAUAUAGAUUACAUUGAUAAUACCUGUUGCAUAAACCUCAUUAGCAAGAAACCAACAGGGCUGCUCCACCUUUUAGAUGAGGAAAGCAACUUUCCUCAAGCUACAAAUCAAACAUUGCUAGACAAAUUUAAACAUCAACAUGAAGAUAAUUCUUACAUUGAAUUUCCAGCUGUGAUGGAGCCAGCUUUCAUCAUAAAGCAUUAUGCUGGAAAAGUAAAAUAUGGGGUAAAGGAUUUCCGGGAAAAAAAUACAGAUCACAUGCGUCCAGACAUUGUAGCUCUUCUGAGAAGCAGCAAGAGUGCGUUUAUCUCUAGCAUGAUUGGAAUUGACCCUGUAGCUGUUUUCCGAUGGGCUGUUCUCCGGGCUUUUUUCAGAGCCAUGGUUGCUUUCAGGGAAGCUGGGAAAAGACAUGUUCAGAAAAAAACUGGACAUGAUGAUACAGCGCCAUGUGCAAUUUUGAAAAGUAUGGAUAGUUUUAGCUUUCUCCAACACCCAGUCCACCAGAGGAGCUUAGAGAUUCUGCAGAGGUGCAAGGAAGAGAAGUACAAUAUAACCAGGAAAAAUCCCAGAACACCUCUUUCUGAUCUCCAGGGCAUGAAUACUCUGAAUGAAAAGAACCAACAUGAUACAUUUGAUAUUGCCUGGAGUGGCAGAACUGGGAUUCGCCAGAACAGACUUUCAAGUAAUACUUCCCUACUUGAUAAAGAAGGAAUAUUCACUAAUUCAGCUAGCAGCAAACUCUUGGAGAGAGCUCAUGGAAUUCUCACGAGAAACAGAAACUUCAAAUCCAAGCCUGGCCUUCCCAAGAACUUGCUAGAGGUAAAUUCUUUAAAGCACCUGACAAGACUGACCCUGCAGGAUCGCAUUACCAAGUCUCUUCUUCAUUUACACAAGAAGAAGAAACCUCCCAGCAUCAGUGCCCAAUUUCAGGCCUCAUUAAGCCAGUUGAUGGAGACACUUGGUCAAGCAGAACCAUAUUUUGUAAAAUGCAUUCGUUCUAAUGCUGAAAAGCUGCCAUUACGGUUCAAUGAUGCCUUGGUACUUAGACAGCUUCGGUAUACUGGAAUGCUGGAGACAGUUCGAAUUCGCCAAUCAGGAUAUAGCUGCAAAUAUUCUUUCCAGGAUUUUGUGAGCCACUUCUAUGUACUACUUCCUUGCGAUAUUAUUCCAUCCAAACUUAACAUUCAGGAUUUCUUCAGGAAAAUAAAUCUUAACCAAGAUAAUUAUCAAGUUGGAAAAUCCAUGGUCUUUUUAAAGGAGCAGGAACGACAACACCUACAAGAUCUACUUCAUCAAGAAGUGCUCCGCAGAAUCAUAUUGUUGCAACGAUGGUUCAGAGCAUUGCUGUGUAGACAGCAUUUCCUGAAUCUGAGACAGGCAUCCAUUAUCAUCCAGCGAUUCUGGAGAAAGUACCUAAAUCAGAAACAAGCCAGAGAUGAAAUUGUGCAGAAAGAUACUUUAGUUAUAGCUCAGGCAGCCUCUCUCCUCCAAGCUUCGUGGCGUGCAUACCUAGAAAGGCAACGGUACUUGGAACUGAGGACUGCAGCCAUCAUCAUCCAGCAGAAAUGGAGGGAGCACUAUAGGCAGAGGCAUUUGGCUGCCCUCUGCAUUCAGACAAGAUGGAGAGGUUAUAGGGAAAAUAAGAAGUAUCAAGAACUAAGGAACAAAGUUAUCCUUCUACAAUCAACAUGUAGAGGAUUCAGAGCAAGACAAAGAUUUAAAGCUUUAAAAGAACAAAAAGUAAAAGAAACAAAACUAGAACCUGGGUUGCUGGAAUUUGAGUCAUAUGGACCUCUGGAAAUUCAGGGUUCAGACCCUUCAGAAUGGGAGGAUUGUUCUUUUGACAACAGAGUUCAAGCCAUAGAGGAAUGUAAAACUGUGAUAGAGAGUAAUCGCAUUAGCCAUGAAAGUUCAUUGGACGGUUUGAAGGAUUCCCCAAACAAGCGACAGGAAAGAACCAGAAGCCAAAGUGGUAUAGACUUGCAGGAAGAUGUAAUCGUAAGAGAAAGGCCUAAGUCUUUGGAGGAUCUCCACCAGAAGAAAGUAGGACGAGCUAAAAGAGAAAGUCGGAGAAUGAGAGAACUAGAACAAGCUAUAUUUAGCUUAGAAUUGCAGAAAGUCCGUUCUCUCGGUGGAGUGUCUCCUUCAGAGGAACGUAGAUGGUCCACGGAACUGAUACCUGAAGGCCUUCAGUCUCUGCAGGGUACACCUGAUAGUGAAAGCUCUCAUGGAAGCUUAGAACUUCUGAGCUAUGAGGAAAGUCAAAAGAGCAAAUUAGAGUCCAUAAUUUUAGAUAAUGAGGACUUGCAGCCUUUGUCAUAUGAGAUAUCUGCCAGUCCAAUGUUUGAUUCACAGAACAGUGCCCUCAGUACUUCAACUGAGACUAAAUCGAUAGUGCCUCAAAAUGGGACAUCCUCUAACUCAGUUUAUUUGAAGAAUGGGACUACGAAGGCCAGGCUGCUCUGCAGUUCUGAAUCUGUUACCUGUAAGCCACAAGUGAGAGACUCCUUUAUUUCCAAUAGUCUGCCUACAUUUUUUUAUAUUCCUCAACAAGAUCCACUGAAAACAAGUUCUCAACCAGAUACCCGUAUCCAGAGGAACAAAGUGUUGGAAAGUGAAGUCACACUUCCAGCUCUUCCUUUGGAUAUCAGAGGGGAAGCCAGAAAGUAUCAUUUCUCAGGAGAAAAUGCAGUUGUCCCUUCUUCAAAUACUGAUUCUUCUAACACUGUGCUUAAGAAGUUAGAAAAGCUAAAUACCGAGAAGGAAGAAAGGCAAAAGCAGUUGCAGCAACAGAAUGAAAAAGAGAUGAUGCAACAGAUUCGACAGCAAACAGAUAUUCUAGAGAAGGAGCGUAAAGCAUUUCAGACAAUUGAAACACCAAGAAUUGGUGAGUCUCUUCUGGCACCAUCUUUCCUUCAAUCAAAGCAGAGAACGGAGAGACCAUCUUCCCUCCUCAUCCUAAAUACACCCAAAAAGGGAGAAUCCAGUAUAUUAGGAUCUCAGUCAGUAACUACUAAAGAUGCAGUUCUUGCCCCAAAAGGCAGUUCCUCUACUCACCUACCCAUGAAGGACCGACCUGUGACCAUGUUCUUUGAAAGAAAAGGAGGUUCGUGCCAAUCUAGUACUGUCAAGGAAUUACCCAGUAAAGAUAAAAUGUUAACCCAACUGAAUUCAGCCUCUAAACACUCCAAUAAUCGCAUUUCAAAAAGAGACCAUCUCAAGCCCAUUCAGUGUUAUAGCCACAAAUCUGAUGACUCGUCCAGAAGUGGAACAACUAGGGAGAUUUUCUUCACACCAAAGGACAAUACAAAUAUUUCCUUAUUAAGCAAGGAAGCCUUAAACAAUGGAAAUCCUCAACACCAUAAAACAGUUGAACCAGCUUUUAAAUCUGUAAAAUUGACUGGGCCAGGCCAAAGAGAGACUUCACAGAGAUUUUCUUCAGUUGAUGGAGAAGCAAAACUUCAUAAGACUAUGUCUCAAGGAGAGAUUACAACAUUGGGAAUGAGACAGAAGGCUUCAGAUUCAGAUAUAAGACCUCACAGAGCUAAGAUGAGAUUCUGGGCCAAAGGGAAACAUGGGGAGAAGAAGACUACCAGAGUGAAACCUGCUACUCAAACAGAGAUCUCAGAACUCUUUGCUGCCACAACUAUUAUUCCAGCUCAUCAGUUUACAGAUGAAUUACCUCCAGAACCUCCUUUGAGCCCAGAAUUGCCUGGCACUUGCCGGAAGGAAUUCAAAGAGAACAAAGAACCUUCUCCAAAGUCAAAGCGCAAACGAAAUGUCAAGAUCAGCAGUGUGGCAUUGGAGUCUACACAUUGGCAAAAUGACUCUGUUCAGAUCAUAGCAAGUGCCAGUGACUUAAAGAGCAUGGAUGAAUUUCUUCUGAAAAAGAUGAAUGACUUAGAUAAUGAAGAUAGCAAGAAUGAUACAUUAGUGGAUGUUGUAUUUAAAAAGGCCCUGAAAGAAUUUCGGCAAAAUAUCUUCAACUUUUAUUCAUCUGCAUUGGCGAUGGAUGAUGGGAAAAGCAUACGUUAUAAAGACCUCUAUGCAUUAUUUGAGCAGAUUCUUGAAAAAACCAUGAGGCUAGAGCAGCGUGAUUGGAGCGAAUCUCCAGUCAGAGUUUGGGUCAAUACUUUCAAAGUGUUUUUGGAUGAAUAUAUGAAUGAAUUCAAGCCUUCAGACUACAUAACCACAAAGGUAGCAAAAACAGAAAGAAAGAAAAGAAGGAAAAAAGAAAUGGAUUUAGUGGAAGAACACAAUGGUCACAUUUUUAAAGCUACCCAGUAUAGCAUCCCUACAUACUGUGAGUACUGUUCUUCUUUGAUAUGGAUAAUGGACCGAGCCUCAGUUUGUAAAUUAUGCAAGUAUGCUUGCCAUAAGAAGUGCUGUCUAAAAACCACAGCCAAAUGCUCUAAAAAGUAUGAUCCAGAGCUAUCAUCUCGACAGUUUGGAGUUGAACUGUCCCGUCUAACCAGUGAAGACAGAACUGUUCCUUUAGUAGUGGAAAAGCUCAUAAACUACAUUGAAAUGCAUGGGCUGUACACAGAAGGUAUUUACCGAAAGUCUGGCUCAACUAAUAAAAUCAAGGAGCUUCGACAAGGUCUGGAUACAGAUGCUGAAAGUGUAAACCUCGAUGACUAUAACAUACAUGUUAUUGCAAGUGUAUUCAAACAAUGGCUUCGUGAUUUGCCCAAUCCUCUCAUGACCUUCGAGCUUUAUGAGGAAUUUCUUCGAGCUAUGGGCCUUCAGGAGAGGAAGGAAACUAUACGUGGUGUAUACUCUGUGAUUGACCAGCUGUCCCGAACUCAUCUCAAUACACUGGAACGCCUUAUAUUUCAUCUAGUCAGGAUUGCUCUACAGGAAGACACUAAUCGAAUGUCUGCUAAUGCUUUGGCCAUUGUGUUUGCCCCCUGCAUUCUCCGCUGCCCUGAUACCACUGACCCACUACAAAGCGUGCAGGACAUCAGUAAGACUACCACCUGUGUGGAGCUGAUUGUUGUGGAACAAAUGAAUAAAUACAAGUCUCGUCUGAAAGACAUCAGUAGCCUAGAAUUUGCUGAGAGUAAGGCAAAGACGAGGCUGUCACUGAUUCGUAGAUCAAUGGGUAAGGGGCGCCUCCGCCAAGGAAACUGUCCAAGUCCAUCAUCUCAUGCUGUAGUUCGGUUGCCUUCUGUGUCUGAUGUACCAGAAGAGAGCUUGCCAAGUGGGGCAGCCUUGGAGACUGACAUCACAGAACAGCAACAAGCGUCCAUGCAGCAGGAGGAACGAGUACUGACUGAGCAGAUUGAGAACCUACAGAAAGAAAAAGAGGAGUUAACAUUUGAGAUGCUUGUACUAGAACCUCGUGCCUCUGAUGAUGAAACUCUUGAGUCAGAGGCCUCCAUUGGAACUGCAGACAGCUCAGAAAAUUUGAAUAUUGAGUCUGAAAGUACCAUCUCUGAGAAAUCAGAAAGAAGCUUAGCCCUUUGCUCCCUGAAGGCAGUUGGCAAGUCUGAACCUUCAAGCAAGUUACGAAAGCAGCUUAAAAAGCAGCAAAACUCUUUGGAUUCUGUGGACUCUUCAGGUUCUUCAUUGUGUUCAUCUAACAUGGGUUCUUCUCAUGGGACCAGAAAACGAUUUCCGAUUUAUUCCAAAUCUCCAUUCUACCGAGCUGCCUCAGCUGGUGAAGCUCCAGGAAUGGAAGGGCAAGUGGGCCUGACCAAAUCCCUGGAAGACAGGCCUCAGUUCAUUAGCAGAGGAACCUUCAACCCUGAAAAGGGCAAACAAAAAUUAAAGAAUGUGAAAAAUUCACCUCAGAAAACCAAAGAGAUCACAGAGGGAACAGUUGUGUCUGGUCAUAGGAAAACUGUGGACCCAGACUGCAGCUCCACCCAACAGCUAGCUCUCUUUGGAAAUAAUGAGUUUAUGGUCUGAACUGGCAGAUGUGCAUCCCUUAAUGGUUACAGAGUGGUAAACACAUCUCAUCUUUGAGGCCUCUUCUCAUCACCUCGACCACAGUAGUCCAUACUAAUUGUGGGCCUGCCUCUUGCCCAUGCAUACAACUAAGACCUUGUGUGCUGAAUUCCUGGGCCUCCUGCAGAAAUAGAAAGUCCUCUUUGAAACCUGCUAAGGGUGGUGCCAGCUGUGCCUUGGCUGCUGUUACUUGACUAGAGAUUUCACUAAACAAAGCCACCUAGGGCCUGGGGGUUUGGGUCAGUUAUGGAGGUCUUUGUAGUUGCCUCUCUUCCACCCUCUUCAUCUUUUCCCUUCCCAGAAGUGGAUGUUGAACUGGGAGGGGGAGGGUAGUUGUGGGUCUAAAGUAUCCACUGAUUUCUGAUAUUUGAAAGUAACACAUAAAUCUUUCUUAACCACAAAAGCAAAAACCUUUGGGAUUAUUUUGGGAUAGUUAGAUGCUGGGGUAGAGUAUAAUUUUUUUCCAAGGAUUUAUAAACAAAAAGCCUAAGCCCUCUAUUUUAAGAGUUUUGAAAAAGACUCCAUGUUAUAUUCUGGAGAAAGUUAAAAAAAGCAAUUUCUAUUAAGCCAUCAGGGCAUGUCACAAACAUCUGGUUACACAAUGAAGAAGAGUCUACAUGUUUUGCUUUUUGACGUUUGAUGUCAUAAUAAUCAGUGCCGGCUUAACUCCUGUUAGUUCCUGCCAAAUAAUAUUGCAUGGGCUGAAGUUUCAGUAGCCAUACUGUUCUCAUAGUCCCUGCUCCUAGGAUCAGGUUCCUUGACUUUUUUUAAAUUCCCAGAGACAUGGUAAUUCCUAAACAGGAGGGUUUCAUCCUAGUGCAUCCAGACUUUUCUCUUUGUAUAGAUUAAACUGGAGAUCACAUAUGAACCUAUUCAUCUGCUGGUUGAUUUUCACCACAAACUCAAAUAAUGUGACCAUUAAAUUACUUCUGAAUCAUUCACACAACAACACUGCAUGAAUAAGUGUUACAGAAAGCUGCCAAAAAUGAGAGUUUUUCAUAUAACCCAUCUAAUCUUUAUCUUUUCUUCCUCAGACCAUCAGUAUUAGAUGAAAAAAAUCAAGAACUACUUGAAGCUAUUUUUGUUAAUACUCUGGUUACUGAAGUUUACUGUAAAUAUAUAUGUAUAGUUUGCAUAUUUCCUUUUAAAUUUAUGCUUCCGUUCUCCCUAUAGAAUCCCCCCCUACACACACACAAACACAGAUUAUGGGCCAUUGGACACAGGAAUGAGAGCCACUCAUUUUCUGGGUUGAGGGAAAAGUCAAACCAUCUUUUUCACCUUUAGGUGUCUCCAUACACCUGAGUUAUAAUAGCAUUUUAAGUUUUUAGCAUAUGUGAGAUUAGAUGUCUGUUUUUGCUAUUUAUAAUAUAUAGAAAAUGAAACAAUGUUCCCUUUCUUUAGAGUAGUAUGUGAAAUGUUUAUUUUUAAAGUUACUAAUGCAUUUUGUGUAACUACCACAUGCACUGUUCUAAAAAAGAGCCUUUACCAUUUGUAACUGAAUUUUGGUUAUUCCUCUUUCAUCUUCUUUGAAGUUAUAGAAACAUUAAUACUUUUGUUAAGGCAGAGUCUCACCUGUUACACAACACUGAACCUCGUACCACUUUAGAGUGGUGGUUAUUAUCCAGCCCCAAAGGUCAGACUUGGAACAUCAUUUGCGGCAGCUAAAGGUAUCGGAAAUCUUAACCUCUCCAGAUGGGUGUAGGGAUGGGAUCUUUCAGAGUCUCCAGAUGGUGAUGGUUAGUGGGUAAAUGUAGGAUUUUAUAUCCCCCCAAAAUUCUGCCUCUGUUCACACUAUCUUGAGGAGUAACCAAUAUAAAGCCCUUAAAAAUCUGAAUUUCAGAGAAUCUUUUAGGAAAACCCAAUUCCUCAGAUGGUUGUGUCGCAAUGGACUUGCUGGUACCUCAGAACCGCAUGCCAGGCUGCGCGGUCUACUCCCCUACUUGGGAGGGUGAUGUUCUGAUGGCACAGACUGCUAUAGUCCACUUGCACUAGAAUGUUGAUUAAAUAACAUACCAAAAAAAGAGGUUAUUCUUGUUGAUCAGUUUUCUUUUGCCCAGAGGAAUGACCAGGAGAGCACAUCUUAGCUUAUGUUCCCCUUUCUAAAACUGGAUAGGAUUUUGGUGUUUGCUUUCCCGUCCACCCCCAGAAUAAGUUCUUGGCAGUUAAAAACUACUCAUUUAAGUCACUUUAUAGGAACUAGGUAAUGGAUGUUUUCUCAGGGACCUGAAACCUGAAUUUGGAUAAAAUACUUGUUUUACAGUUGCCAGAUGUAUGGAUUUCUAGUCAUUUAACAAGCUUCCAGAUGGAGGUUAAUGGGAAGGAGAGAUCCACAUAACUAUUAGCAAGCAUAGAACCCUCCCUUUAAAGGAAAGUAAAUAGUUCCAUAGGAAAACAGGCCUUGUUGAUCUGAUAAAGAGAUGAAGCCAUAAUUCUUAAAAAAAAAAAAAAAAACUGUCGAACCACAUGCUGAACCACAUUCUUUCUGAUCUUAUCAGAUCUUCUCUGUGGUUAUAAAACCACAAAGUGAUGCUGCAUUACAAUCACUGAUGAUUAAGAUGUUUAACCUUAGUAUGUGUCAAGUUGGCAUGCCUAUUGCUUCUCUUAUGCUUGUUUUCUUUGCUCUCAAGCGCCCCAAAGAUAAUCUCUACAUGGCAGCUUUGAGGCACCCCCAUAUUUGCAGCCAUUACUCCAAAAUGCAGAAUAUUCUAUUCAUAUCAAACAUUCCCAGCUCUCCAACAAAGCCUGAAUUUUGUAUUUUGCCCUUUAAAGCCCUUUAAUUGCAUAAAUAAUAUGGCAAAGGUAAUGGAAAGCAGAGAAGUAUUUAUUUUAGGGUCACAUUGUAUAUCACAAGGUGAGACAAAUUAAUAGUAAAUAUAGAAAGGAUUCAGGGAGGUGACAUGCUCAGUUUGUAAUGCACUUUGUAUUCCCUGCCAUUUUAGUUAUUUAACCAUUGUUUGCUUCUGAAAACAAAGAUACUGCCUUCUUAGUAUGAGUCUUGCAGAGACAGGGACCUGAGGUUCAGGUGAAACAUGAGAACCUCUCCUCCUCAUGCUUUGGCAGUGAGUGAAGAUUUCUGUUCCCUUUUCUGUCACAGUCGGGUUUUCUUCAAAGGCAGAAGGUCCCAGAAGGAUGCGAAAAAAAGAAGUCCAGCAAGGUUCUGCAGGCCCACUUCAGUGUCUGUGGACUAUGUUUUUGUUUUGACUAUAACUUAUGAAUGUUUCACAAGCACUUUGGUGAAUUAGAAGAAUGAUUCUCAGGAUGUGUUCAAAGCUCAGAGAGUUUUAAUUUUUAAAAGAAGCACAGUCCAGAAGGCUUCCUCUUCCUCCUCCUCUUUUUGUUCCCGCUUUGGUGGGUGGGUAGAUGGACACGGGGCAUGCAUAUUCAGUGUUGACAGAUGUGUAUGUCUACUAAUAGUUUUGUGAAGACUCCCCAGCACUGUCCCUCAACACCAUGACAGACUUGGUAAUACAAUCUCUUGGUAUGUGUGGGAGUUCUUUGUCUUUCUACGCCCCUAAAAUACUUUUAACCACUUUUCUCUGGAACCACUCCUAUAUUUGAUUUGGUGUUAAAGGGUAACAGCAAAAUGAUGAUUGUGGAGAUGGAUCUGUUAGGUCUUUUGGUCUUGUGGCUGAAACUUUAAAAAAAAAAAAAACCCAUGAAGGCAUCUAUCACCUUGUUAUCCACCCACACUUAGUAUCUAUUUACCAACCCUCUUAGGUCAUAUAAAAGUUGCACCUUUUGAAUCAAGUAAUUGUAUUUGCUGGAGAAAAGGUGUGGACUACAGAUUAGUAUUAUAUUAUUUUAAUGGUUUAAAGUAAUUUAUAAGUAUGCUGAGUGUAAAUUUGUAAAAGACUAUGUAUUGUAAAAGGACAUAUCCUGUGAAAUAGAAUAUCAUUUUACUGUUAAACAGAAUAAUUCUAUAAGAAGAAUGACUUAUUUCACCCACGGAACUGAUUACAUUCCUGAUGCAGUCAACAGGCACUUUGUCAUUUCCUUUUUGGGUUUUUUUUGUUGUUGUUAUUGUUUUAUUUUUGUUUAUGGAGGGAGGAGCAAGACAUCAUCUGUAUAAAGUGCAGUUUGUGUCACUCAUAAUAUGCACUGUAUGGCUACACAAAGCAGCUUGAUGAACAAAUCACUCCAUGGCUCAUUAAAGAACAAAGCUUCCAAAAUCA